Loxodonta africana (African savanna elephant) is the source of this 2371-nucleotide messenger RNA. RefSeq names its product sialic acid-binding Ig-like lectin 8. The record is from RefSeq and is a predicted model, not a curated record. The coding region runs from base 38 to 1732 and encodes 564 amino acids. Gene Ontology annotation, biological process: cell adhesion. Gene Ontology annotation, cellular component: plasma membrane. The transcript is spliced from 6 exons. Gene Ontology annotation, molecular function: sialic acid binding. NCBI's taxonomy places the organism in Eukaryota, Metazoa, Chordata, Mammalia, Proboscidea, Elephantidae.
CUUCCUGCCCAGAGAGACAGACGGACCAAGAAGCCAGAUGGUGCCAUGUCCAGCUCCUCCAACUGCAGAGAUGCUGCUGCUGAAGCUACUGCUGCCGUUGUUGUGGGGGAUCGAGUGUGCUGGGAGCUGGGGGUCCCAGGCAGGGGCUGGGGCUCCCACUAAUCCUCGGUCUUCCCUAUCGUCCUGGCAUCUGUAUGACAGACACCAGCUGCAGGUGCCAAAGCCUAUGAUGGUGCAGGAGGGCCUGUGUGUCUUCAUACCCUGUACCUUCUCCUACCCGCAAGAUGGCUGGAUCGACUCUGACCCAGUUCUCGUCUACUGGUUCCGGCAAGGGCCCAAUAACAUCAAUCCCGAACAAGAUGUUCCAGUGGCCACAAACAAUCCACAGAGGAAAGUAAAAGAGGAGACCAAAGGCCGAUUUCAGCUCCUCGGGGACCCCCAGGCCAACAACUGCUCCCUGUACAUCACAGGGGCCCAGAAGAGCGACAGUGGGAAAUACAUCUUCCGGUUGGAGAGAGGAAAGGAGAAGUACAGUUACAAGGAUGCGCUGCUCACGGUGAAGGUGACAGCACUGACAAAUGUCCCCGAUAUCAUCAUGGGAUCCCUGGAGUCUGGCUGCCGCAGCCAUGUGACGUGCUCUGUGCCCUGGGCCUGUGACAAGGGGACACCCCCCACCUUCUCCUGGAUGGGCGCUGCCCUCGGGUCCCAGGGGUCUCACUCUGAGGCCUAUGGCUCCUCGGUGAUCAUGCUGACCCCUGGCCCGGAGGACCAUGGCACCAACCUCACCUGCCAGGUGACCUUCCCCAGAGCUGGGGUGACCACACAGAGGACCGUCACGCUCAAUGUUUCCUAUGCUCCCCAGAGCCUGACCAUCGGCUUGCUCCGGGGAAAAUGCACAGAACUGAAAUAUCUAGAAUACCUGGGAAACGGCUCAUCUCUUCCAAUCCUGGAAGGGGAAUCCCUGCGCCUCCUCUGUGUUGCUGACGGCAACCCCCUUGCCACUCAGAGCUGGGUCAGGGGGAGACGCCCCGUUAGCCCCUCAGAGCCCUGGGACCCCAGUGUCCUGGAACUUCAUCGGAUUCAGAAGGAGGACGAAGGGGAGGUCACCUGCCGAGCUCAGAACCGGCUGGGCUCCCAGCACGUCUCUCUGCGCCUCUCUGUGCUCUGCGCCCUAAAACUGGUUCGUCAGCAGGGGAACGUGAACGUGGGGGAGAAUUUGUUCAGGCGGCCUUCAUGGGAGCUGGCCUCACCACCCUGCUCUUUCUCUGUCCCUGCCUCAUCUUCCUCAUGGUCACCAGCAGGAGUCCUGGCCAGGCGGCCCCCCAGAUUGCCCACCCCCAGAUGUGGCCACUCCCACCUCAGAAGAAGAGCAGGAACUCCAUUACGCCUCCUUCGUCUUCCAUGGGCUGAGGUCCCAGGAGCCUCAGGGCCAGGAGGCCACCAGCACCACAGAGUACUCGGAGAUCAAGAUCCACCAGUGAGGACUGGGUCAGGGCCCAGGUCUGGCUGGAGGGCCCAGGGCUACCCUGAAAAGGGAUACUUGAGGGGGAUUCCUAAGUCAACAGCUCUCCACAAGAACAGGAUAAACUACUGCAUGGGUGUUGCGCAAAGGUUAUGUGCUAGGCUGCUAACUGAAGGGUUGGUGGUUCAAACCCACCAGCUGCUCUGUGGGAGAAAAUUAUGGCAGUCUGCUUUUGUAAAGACUGGAAACCAACUGGUGACAUAUAUUUAAAAAUUAUAAAGGUAUCUCUGAUAAUAGUACAUUUGAAACUCAACUAUUUAGGAGUAGGUAUCAAUGAAAUCACUAUAAAGUUUCACCUUGGAAAAAAGUGUACUAAAUGUGUACACCACUCAGACAAAAACUUAUACAUGAAUAUUCAUAGCAGUACUCUUCAUAAUAGCCAAUAAGUGGAAGCAACCCAAAUGUCUAUCAACUGAUGAAUGGAUAAACAAAAUGUGGUCUAUCCAUACAGUGGAAUAUUAUUCAGCCAUAAAAAGGACUGAAGUAGUGAUACAUGCUACAACGUGGAUGAACCUUGAAAACACUAGGGCGUGUGAAAGAAGUCAGUUGCAAAAGGCUACAUAUUGUGUGAUUCCAUUUAUACAAAAUGUCCGGAAUAGGUAAAUCUAUAGAGACAGAAAGCAGAUUACUGUUUGUUGCCAGGCCUGGGAGGAAUGGGGGGAUUGGAGGGUGAUACCUACUGGGUACAGGUUUUCUAAUGGGUAUGGAAAUAUUCUAAAAUUGACUGUGGUGAUGGUUGCAGAACUCUGUGAACAUACUAAAAACCAUUGAGUUGUGCACAUUUAAAUGAGCAAAUUGUGUAUUUUGUGACUGAUAGCUCAAUAAAGUUGUUAUUUGAAAAUUCUAAUG